UGGAACAUUUCUAAAUGUUAUGUCUUCGCAAUUUGAGAUAGGGACAACUCUUACAUUUACUUGUGAGACAGGAUUUGCGGCAGCAGGGUCAACAGACACUAUCGUUUGCCAAGAUAACCAUCAAUGGAGCGCAAAGCCAAAAUGUCAAAUUCGCCAGAAUCCAUCUCAACCAACAGACACAUCAAUACCAAAGUCGUUUUGCAAAUUACCAAACGUUGCAAAUGGCAAGUUCAUAAAUGUAGUGUCAGCACAGAUUGAGUUAGGAUCAACGCUUCGCUUUAAAUGCGAUACAGGAUUUACAGCCUCGGAAUCAGGUGAUACUGUGACUUGCCAAGGGAAUCACCAAUGGAGCGCUGAGCCAAUAUGUCAAGAUAAUUCUAACGCUUCCAGAAGGAAUGCAGUGUCAGCAUCAAUGAUGGCCGUUUACGUAUGUUUGUCAAUAUUUGUGACAAUCAUAUCUGCGAUUGUUGUCAUAUGCAUCAGAAAAAGAAGACAAUCAUGUACAGGAUGGAAUAGAUUUAAGUGAAGGAAUGAGGUGCAGGU
Messenger RNA from Mercenaria mercenaria, 543 nucleotides. Its product is annotated as membrane cofactor protein-like. The record is from RefSeq and is a predicted model, not a curated record. NCBI's taxonomy places the organism in Eukaryota, Metazoa, Mollusca, Bivalvia, Venerida, Veneridae. Bases 20 to 526 code for a protein of 168 amino acids. The transcript is spliced from 4 exons.